Cimex lectularius (bed bug) is the source of this 357-nucleotide messenger RNA. RefSeq lists its product as uncharacterized. The transcript has a single exon. Gene Ontology annotation, molecular function: nucleic acid binding. The record is from RefSeq and is a predicted model, not a curated record. The coding region runs from base 1 to 357 and encodes 118 amino acids. Lineage: Eukaryota; Metazoa; Arthropoda; Insecta; Hemiptera; Cimicidae.
AUGAUGUCCGACAACGCGAAAAAUUUCGUCGGAGCUAAACAUCAGCUGACCGAACUUUAUGUCUGGUGGGCCUCCGAGAAUACGAGACAAGAAAUCGACGUCCAGAUGAACGUGGUGAAGCGGAGCAUCGAAUGGAGCUUCAUACCGCCGUCUGCCCAUCACUUUGGAGGAUUAUGGGAGGCGGCGGUAAAGUCACUGAAAUAUCACCUCACGCGGGUCCUGGAUCAUCAACCAUUAACUUUUGAGGAGUUGUGCACCGUGGCUAUCAAGACUGAAUCAAUUCUAAACUCACGCCCUCUCUACUCGAUUUCAUCCGAUCCCGACGAUUAUUCUAUGUUGACACCUGGACAUUUUUAG